Messenger RNA from Rhagoletis zephyria (snowberry fruit fly), 3651 nucleotides. NCBI's taxonomy places the organism in Eukaryota, Metazoa, Arthropoda, Insecta, Diptera, Tephritidae. The record is from RefSeq and is a predicted model, not a curated record.
AUGCAUCUGUACAAUCUGACGUUGCAGCGGGCGUCGCACGUCACGAUUGCCGUGCAGGGCAACUUCGCCGGCACCAAGCAGCAGGAGAUCGCCCUGGCGAAGGGUCGCAUCCUCGAGCUGGUCCGCCCUGACCCGGCCACCGGCAAGGUCCACUCCGUCCUCUCGGUGGACAUCUUCGGCACCAUUCGCUCGAUGAUCGCCUUCCGCCUGACGGGCGGCUCCAAGGACUACCUGGUGAUCGGCUCCGACUCGGGGCGGAUCGUCAUCCUCGAGUACAUUCCGGCGAAGAACUGCUUCGACAAGGUCCACCAGGAGACGUACGGGAAGAGCGGCUGCCGGCGCAUCGUGCCCGGCCAGUUCCUCGCCAUUGACCCGAAGGGGCGCGCGGUGAUGCUGAGCGCCGUGGAGAAGCAGAAGCUGGUGUACAUUCUUAAUCGAGACACCGCCGCCCGCCUCACCAUCUCCUCGCCGCUGGAGGCGCACAAGUCGAACAACGUCGGCUUCGAAAACCCCAUGUUCGCCUGCCUCGAGAUGGACUACGAGGACGCGGACACCGAUCCGACGGGCGAGGCAGCGGCGCAGACCACCCAGUCGCUUACCUUCUACGAGCUGGACCUGGGGCUGAACCACGUCGUGCGGAAGUACAGCGAGUCGCUGGAGGAGCACGGCAACUUCCUCAUCGCCGUCCCCGGCGGCUCCGACGGCCCCUCCGGCGUGCUGAUCUGCUCCGAGAACUACAUCACCUACAAGAACUUUGGCGACCAGCCGGACAUUCGGUGUCCGAUUCCGCGGCGGCAGCACGACCUCGACGACCCCGACCGCGGCAUGAUCUUCGUCUGCAGCGCCUCGCACAAGACCAAGUCGAUGUUCUUCUUUCUGGCGCAGACUGAACAGGGCGACAUCUUCAAGAUCACCCUCGAGGUGGAGGAGGACAUUGUGACGGAGCUGAAGAUCAAGUACUUUGACACGGUGCCGGUGGCCACCAGCCUCUGCGUCCUCCGCACCGGCUUCCUCUUUGUGGCGGCGGAGUUCGGCAACCACUACCUCUACCAGAUUGUCCACCUGGGAGACAACGACAACGAGCCGGAGUUUAGCAGCAGCAGUCCGCUGAACGAGGGCGAGACCUUCUACUUUGCGCCCCGAACCCUGAAGAACCUCAUACUGGUGGACGAGCUCGAGUCGCUGUCGCCGAUCAUGCACUCCACCGUGGCCGACGUCGCCAACGAGGACACGCCGCAGGUGUUGAUGGCCUGCGGCCGUGGCCCCCGCUCCACCUUUCGCGUCCUCCGCCACGGCCUGGAGGUGAGCGAGAUGGCAGUGAGCGAGCUGCCGGGCAACCCGAACUCAGUGUGGACGGUGCGGCGGCGGGCCGAUGACCGCUUCGACUCCUACAUUGUCGUCUCCUUCAGCAACGCCACGCUGGUGCUCUCCAUUGGCGAGACCGUGGAGGAGAUCACCGACUCGGGCUUCCUCGGCACGACGCCCACCAUCUGCUGCGCCCAGAUUGGCGAGGACGCCCUGGUGCAGGUCUAUCCGGACGGCAUUCGCCACAUUAGGGCGGACCGGCGGGUGAACGAGUGGCGGGCGCCGGGCAGGAAGGCCAUCGUCCGGUGCGCCCUGAACGCCAAGCAGGUGGUGAUUGCCCUCAGCGGCGGGGAGAUUGUCUACUUUGAGAUGGACGCCAGCGGGCAGCUGAACGAGUACACCGAGCGGAAGGACAUGAACUGCGAGGUGAUCUGCAUGGCGCUGGGCGAUGUGCCGCCCGGUGAGCAGCGCUGCCGAUUUCUGGCCACCGGGCUGGCGGACAAUACGGUGAGGAUUAUCUCGCUGGAUCCGGCGGAAUGCCUGACGCCGCUGUCGAUGCAGGCGCUGCCCGCCCGCGCCGAGUCGCUCUCCAUCGUGCAGAUGGGCCUCAACCGGUCCGAUGAGAAGCGCCUCUUUGGCGGGAAGCUCUACCUGAACGUCGGCCUGCAGAACGGCGUCCACCUGCGCACCGUCCUCGACGAGAACACCGGCGACCUGUCGGACACGCGGACGCGCUACCUCGGCACAAGGCCCAUCAAGCUCUUUCAGGUGGUGAUGCAGGGGAAGGACUCGCUGCUGGCGCUGAGCAGUCGCAGCUGGCUGUGCUACUACCACCAAAAUCGCUUCCACCUGACACCCCUUUCCUACGAGCCGCUGGAGUACGCCGCCGGCUUCAGCUCGGAGCAGUGUCCGGAGGGCAUUGUGGCCAUCAGCGGUAAUACGCUGCGCAUUUUGGCGCUGGAGAACCUCGGCAACGUCUUCAACCAGCAGUCCUUUCCGCUGACGUACACGCCGCGCAAGUUUGCCGUCCACCCGGAGACGGGCUACAUUGUGCUGAUUGAGUCCGACCACAAUGCCCUCACGGCGGCGGAGAAGGCGGCGAGGAGGAGGGCGGUGGCCAAUGAGAUGAUUGCUGAGGCGGCGGCCACCGGGACGGAAGAGGAGCGGCUGGCGGCUUCGGAGGCUGCGAACGCCUACCUCGCAGAGGAGGACCACCUCCCGGAGGCGGUGUACGGCUCGCCGAAGCCUGGGGCGGACCGGUGGGCGUCGCUGGUGCGCGUCCUGCACCCGAUCACCGGGCGGACGCUGGAGCUGGUGUCGCUGGAGCAGGACGAGGCGGCGGUCAGCCUGGCCCUCUGCCGCUUCAGCAGCGCCGCCGCCAGCAAGGACGCCGGCUGCUACUACGUGCUGGUAGGCGUCGCCCGGCGGAUGCGCCUGCUGGACCGGGCGCACCAGGGCUGCGAGGUCCUGACCUUCCGCUUCGACGCCGACCUCGAGCACCUGGUGCUGCUGCACCGGACGGCGGUGGAGGACGUGCCGCGGGCGAUUGCCCCCUUUCAGGGGCGGGUGGUGGUGGGCGUCGGCAAGCUGCUCCGCCUCUACGACCUGGGCAAGAAGAAGCUGCUGAAGAAGUGCGAGAACAAAUCGAUUGCGAACUGCAUCAGCACGGUGAACACCUACGGCAAUCGCAUCUUUGUGAGCGACAUUCAGGAGAGCUACUUCUUUCUGCGGUACAAGGCGGCGGAGAAUCAGCUCAUAGUCUUUGCCGACGACAGCACGCCGCGCUGGGUGACGGCCACGGCGGUGCUCGACUACAACACCGUCGCCAGCGCGGACAAGUUUGGCAACCUGGCGAUCAUCAGGCUGCCGGAGGACGUCAACGACGACGUGGACGACGACCCCACCGGCCUCAAGUCGCUCUGGGACCGCGGCUGGCUGGGCGGCGCCUCGCAGAAGGCCGCCUCCAUUGCCUCCUUUCACCUCGGAGACAUGGUGCUCUCCCUGGUGAAAGCGACUCUCAUUCCGGGCCUCUCCGAGGCGCUGCUCUACACGACGAUCAGCGGAGCGGUCGGUGUCCUGGUCCCUUUCACCUCAAACGAAGAUCGGGAUUUCUUUCAGCACCUGGAGAUGCACAUGCGGUCGGAGAAUGCACCGCUGUGUGGGCGUGACCACCUCGCCUACCGCUCGGUGUACUUUCCGGUGAAGCACGUCAUUGAUGGCGAUCUGUGCGAGCAGUACAAUUCGAUUGAGCCGGGGAAGCAGCGGUCCAUUGCCGAGGAGUUGGAUCGGGUGCCGGCGGAGAUUUCAAAGAAGCUCGAGGACAUGCGGACGCAGUAUGCCUUCUAG